AUGCGCCGUUUGACGAAAGAAAUGACGAUUCAUAGUCCCCAGCCAGUGCGGCGACACCGCGACGGCGCGCCUGUGGCGAGACAGAGACUGAGAACUAUCGAUGGUAAUCGUGAUCUCGAUCCCACACGCGCGGUGACGACGUCUUCGAGCACGCUGGCGAACGCGAGCACGACGCCGUCGUGGGAAAGCGAGCUCGAAUCCGUCGACGCCGACGCCUUCGCGAGCGACACGUCGCGCGAAACUCGUUUCAUGGAUGCGGGCACCCGCGCGCGCUCGUCCUCGGAUGACGAUGAAGGUUACGGCGCUCAUACCGCGACCGCCCGCGAAGUGCGACGUUUGGAGAGCAAGUGUGCGCGAUUGGAAGCGACGGUUUCGACGCUGCGCGACGCGCUCGAGGCGAGGUCGCGCUCAGAAGAAAAGCGACACAUGACGUCCACAUCGGGAGACAACGUGGUGCACGACGCGCUCGUGAGUGAGAUAGUGGCGCUUCGUCAACGCGUGACGAGGGCGAACGUUGAACGCGAGCGAUUGAUAGAAAUGAGCAACGAUUUACGCGCGGCGCUGAAGCGGAACACGACGACUACGACUGUCGGUCCGUCUUCGUCACCGAUUCACGCCAAGUCUCCGACGAAGACCACCAGCGCGAUCCCGCUCGUCGAGGCGACGCCGGCGGUGCGACCGAUCGAUUCGCGUGUGAAAAUGCUUUCGUCGUCUUCGAGUGAACGCGAGACGCAGAGUCAGAAGGUGAAGCUGAAGAGAGCGAUUCGACGAGCCAAGGAGCUGCGCAGCGCGGCUCCAGGACUCGUCGUUCGCAACUGGAAUCGCACGUAG
Ostreococcus lucimarinus CCE9901 is the source of this 831-nucleotide messenger RNA. RefSeq lists its product with no specific name. The transcript has a single exon. NCBI's taxonomy places the organism in Eukaryota, Viridiplantae, Chlorophyta, Mamiellophyceae, Mamiellales, Bathycoccaceae. Bases 1 to 831 code for a protein of 276 amino acids. The record is from RefSeq and is a predicted model, not a curated record.